AUAACAUUUAUACCAGGAAGUAAGUUACCCAUAUCACUUAUUUCCUGACCACAGAACACCACAAUACUAGUCUACCGUAAACAGAAGAAUCUGUGAAAAAAAUUCAUGUAAACCGACAAGUUUCUGCAAUGUGAACAGCGCGUGAACAUACAAUUGUUCAACCUGAAAGAUCAACAGGGAAUGGAGAAAUUUGUGCUGAAGCCUGGCACCCGUGUGGUGCGGGGCCCGGACUGGAAUAGCAAGAAGCAGGACAGUGGAGAGGGAUAUCUUGGUACUGUCAUCUACGUCCCUAAGUCAGAAAUGGCAGACAAGAAAGUCACAGUCAUAUGGGACUCAGGACGAGAGCUGCGGUAUCGCUCUGGACAUGACGGGAAAUAUGACCUGAGAAUAUUUGAUACAGCACAAAUAGGUAUCAAACAUGAGUAUGUCUCCUGCUCUGAGUGUAAAGAGACACCGAUCGCUGGACUUCGGUGGAAAUGCUCUUCAUGUCCAGACAUUAGCCUAUGUUCCCCCUGUUAUAUGGGCGACAAACACGACAUCAGACAUGGCUUUGUUAGGAUAGAUGUGGAGAAAGCUACUCCAUGGGCUGUUCAAAAGCGAGAAGGAAGUCGACAAGAGGAUUCUAGAGGUAUGUUUGUUGGUACAGAAGUCAUGAGAGGACCACAUUGGAAAUGGAAAAAUGUCGACGGAGGCGAAGGGGAGAUUGGUAUAGUCACAAAACUAAAAGAAUGGAAUAGCCACUCUCAGCGAGGGGGUGUAUCCAUUUCUUGGAAGAAUGCCAAGGAGGAACAUUUGCAUCGCCUGGGUGGAGAAGGCUGUGUAGAUGUCAUCUUUAAUCGUAGUAAACAGUCAAAAUCGGGAGGCAAAUAUUACCCAGAACACCUACCGCUGGUCGAUGUCGUAAAUAAGGGUAACUAUACUGUGGCUUUGAAACCUUCUGACAAAGUUCAGGUGUGCAUGGACGUCAAGGCUCUUAGGCAGCUUCAGGAUAACCCCGACAAACACUCACCCUGGAGCUCAGAAAUGGAACAGUGUAUCAAGGAGGUGGGCACCAUUGUCCAGCUGUUACACAAAGGAGAGCUUGCCAGGGUCCAGUAUGUAGAUGGCCAGAUCUUUGACCUCAACCGCAAGGCUCUAACCCGGAUUCAUACGUUUAGCAAAGAUGAUUUGGUGGAGAUACUGGGGGACAAGGAGAAGAUCAAGGUGUUACAGGCGGGUCAUGGUGGUUGGAACGACGACAUGGAGCAGGUUUUACAGAAACAGGGACGAAUUGCACGGAUAGACAGUGAUGGUGACGUUCGUGUGAAGGUUGAUGAACGCGUCUGGAUCUUCAAUCCUGUAUGUAUCCAAGCAUCCAGUCCAAAAGGAGCUGAGGCAUCGUCACCACCUUCUCUUAUGGGAACUACUGUUGUUAUGGAUGAUGAUGACGAUAGUUCGGAAGAGAAGGAAAUGAGCAUCAGUGGAAGAGAUGUAUCAGAGACUAUUGCUCAGCUAUUUGUUGACAUGCUGAAAGUACAACCCCCUGUACAAGCUGCAUCAGCCAACAUCGUUCAGGCUGCUGCUCAGAAUGACAUCAACACAAUACAGCAGGUUCUCAGCCAGAAACCAGACAAGGUAAACUUUUCCCAGGAUGGUAAGACAGCACUACACCUGGCUUGUUACGAGGGACAUUCACAAGUUGUAACCCUUCUCCUCAAAUACAACGCUAACCUAGACUUACAGGAUGGAGAGGGAGACAGCGCCCUGCACUAUGCUGCCUUUGGGAAGGAGACAGAGACAAUGAAACAGUUACUGAAUGCGGGAGCAAAGGUCAACAUAGUGAACAAAGCCGGUCAUAGUCCAUUACAUAUCUCUAUAGGGAAAGCCUGCGAGGAGGCUGUGGAGAUUCUAGUCCGGCAUGGCAGUGAUGUCAACAUAAAGGCUGAUGAUGGAGACACAACCAUGCAUGACGCUGUACAACAACGAAUGGGACAACCCAGGAUCAUGCUAGCUGUCCUUAGAGGUCACGAUGCUGAUUAUACAAUCCCAAACCAAGAUGGUUUUAAUGUAUUGCAGUGGGCAGGCCUAAAAAAUUCUGUUCAGGCAAUGGAUGUAAUCUUAGAGAUGAAUAAGAACUUUGUAAAUGACCAGACAGCAGAGGGAUUCACAGUUCUUCACAUUGUGGCAGCAAACAACUUUGUGGAUGCCACCAACUGCCUUGUUGCAAAACCCAAUAUCAACGUGAAUAUUGACAUUGGUGACAAGGAAAAGAAAACACCACUCCAUUGCGCUGUGAAUGGAGGUCACAAACAGGUGAUCGAGCUCCUCAUAGCAGCAGAAUCUGAUGUAAAUGCCCAGGAUGUUUUUGGAAACACAGCCUUACAUUUGGCACUCAGUAAAUCAGGUCCAUCUAGAGAGUGUGACAAGAUUAUGGGGGCUAAGCAGGAUCAUGAGGUGGGCACACAGAUCAUCUGCCUGUUGCUCGAGUCCCGUGCCAACAUCAUGCUCAAAAAUAAAGAUGGUGACACACCCCUUGAUCUCGCCUCUGACCCUAUGGUCCGUAAAUUCAUGGAAAAAUUGGCAGAUAAAGCUAAACACAACAAGUUUGAGACCACGAAGCGAGGCAUCAACCUGCCUUCUAACUGGGACCCAUUGACGAAAGGCCAAGCUUUCACACGCGUACCUGUGUCGGUGGAGGCGGGGGGCAUAUUGAAGAUGGAGUAUGAAAAUGUGUCGAAGAAGUUCCGCUCCACACUACCCCAAGCAAAGAUCUUCACCAUUCAACGUGUACAGAAUAUGUUUCUAUGGGAGGUCUACUACUUGAAAAAGCGCCAGUUAGAAGGGCAAUAUGGAAUGGGUGGAGCCAAUGAGUUAGAGCUUUUCCAUGGGACCCUACCUGAUAAGAUUGACAAAAUUUGCAAGGAAAAUCUGGACUUUCGGUUGGCUGGCGAGCGUGUUGGUGCCAUAUUUGGCCAGGGAACAUACUUUGCAGUGGAAGCUAAAUAUUCGGAUUUAUACGCCCAGGCAGAUGAAAAGCGCCACAAGUACAUGGUGUUGACGCGUGUAUUGGCCGGCAAGAGUUGUGUGGGAAAGAACCAGUAUCGCCGCCCACCACCUGUCGACCAAUCUGACCCGCACUCACGGCUCUAUGACUGCUGUGUGGACAACGUUAAAAAUCCCAAAAUAUUCUGUUUAUUUGAUACUAAUCAGUAUUAUCCGGAAUAUAUUAUUGAAUAUAUGUGAUGAUUUCUUGUUUCUCAAGAAUGGUUUCUGGACAAUAUCAAGUGCAGUUAUAGCUUUUGUCAGAAAAUGUGAAAUUGUAUUUGUGUGCAUGCUAUUCUAGGUUGUCUCCCUUGGCCUUGUUAAUUGACACAAACUGGCACAUACUGAAUUCAUAUGUGAAUGAAUGUGAUAUCUAGUUUUACAAAUUAAACAUUAUGAAUUAUACAAAAAGUGAUCAUGUGUUAGAGAGAAAUUCAUUGAUAUGUCUCUAAUAAAAACUCAUAAAAAGUUAUUUAUAAUUACCCAAAUUAAUUUUUAAAACACGACAACUGGAAAAAAGAGAUAACAUGACAACUGGAAAAAAGAGAUAACACGACAACUGGAAAAAAGAGAUUUUUAGAUCGAGAUUCUGUUUGUAUUCUGUCGUGUUUGUGAACAACAUGGCUGAUUUGGAAUACUUUGCCUCUGACAAACCCAGGGAGUGAAGUCCUUCAAACGGAAGUGAAUUUAACACUGCAUAAUAUAAUGUACAGUAUAUAUAGUAUAUGAGCUUGAUUAAUUCAAAAAAUAAUGAGCCUCCGGUAUAUCUGUUACACAAGGGGUUGGGCUAAAAUUAGAGGUAAUAAAUGGUAAAUGCAGUGUUCUGGCCUUCUGAUGUUUUGUACUGAACUGUUAGAUUUAAUUGAACCUUAUGAUCCUAAAUCAAUAUGUAUAACACACAUUCACUGAAGACUGGACCAAGGUUGAUGCUAAUGAUAAAUUUAAACAUAUUUAUUGACAUUUCCAAGUGUUUUUUUUUUUUCUUUUUUUUUCUCAAUUCCACCUUACAUCACAAAGGUGUAAUAUAUAAGACAAGCUAAAUUUUCCUCUUUCACUUAUAAAUCAUAAAUAUUCACCAGAAUGUCACAUAUCCGUCCUAUUUCUUUUCUUGCCUUAACAUAUGGUAUCCAGAAUGUCGAUAAAAUGAACUUUGACAGAGUUAUUGCCCUUUUUAUUCCUUUUAUUCAAGCAGAAAACCCAGAUAACUUUUUGUUCUUUUCAUGCAAAACUUGGGAUCCUAAUUAAAUCACCAGUAAUUACAGGAUGAAUUUGCUGAUUUUAUCAGAAUUAAUUUUUAUUUACCUAACAAUGCAGAGCAGGGUAUCUUUAACUAUAAUAAGAACUACAUGUGAUAUACAUAUGAACAAGAACCAGAAAAUAACCUUAUAUAAAAUUGAAUGUCAAAAAUGCAUUCCAUAUCAGUGAUUAUUUAAGGGAAGGUAACACAAACAAAAGUCAUAUUAAUGAGCAGUAGAUAGUUAAAUAAGCCAUUGUCUAACAGUUCUAAUUCUAAAAUAUUCUCCUUGACUUGCAUUUAUUAGACAAUUGUAAUAAAUAUAUGGGUAUAAAUAAAACGUUUAAUUCUUUAGAGUAAAAUUUUAUUAUUAAUGGUGGUUAAUGAUUUUCACAGCAUUGUUUGUAUCUUUGAGCAAGAUACUUUACUCUGCUUUUUCCAGUCUACUCAGCUGUAAAUGAGUAGGUACGUGGUUGGGCAGUGCUAGAAUUGUUGAAUUUGAGCUGUGAGUGCCGAAAUGGCAGCACCGGCUGUAUGCUCCUCAUGAUCAAGGAUUUGAAAAAGAUAUUGGCUGCAUGGUUGCAAAGGCCCUAUAACCUCGGAUAAUAAUUUGUGAACCGCUUUGAGACGACCUACAAACUAGGUUGUGAUAAAGCAGUAUAGAAGAACCUCAAAUUAUUAUUAUUAUUAUUAACGUAAACAUUGAAAAUUGUAACUACUUUGGACACAAAAUCUAGGUGUAGAGGCAGUGGAAUUGUGUACCCCUGAUUUAUCUUAUAACCAAAUACACAUAGAGUACCUAUUCAUCAUAAACCACUAGUAUAAUAAACAUGUAGUGUUAAAAACUUGAUGUGUAAAAAAUUUGCAUCUCCACACUCAACUUGAUGCUCUGUGAUAUUUUUAGCAUCAUUGUUUGUAGUGUUUUUAUUGUUAAUGCAAAUUUUGCUAGUGCACACUUGCCAACUUUUCAAAAUUUUCAUGAGGGAGAAAAGUGUGUGAGAGACAUUUUCGACUCAAAUCUGUACUAACACUGCGUAGCGGAGUCGGUAGCCAUGUCAUCACAUAUAGUAUUAUCACCAAUAAAAUAACCUAUUUGCAUAGCCCAAUAGAUGAGGGUUUUUAUAAUAGACUACUUCAACUUGAUGCUGAUAUAUUGACACUUUAAAAAUAAAUAUCAAAUAACAACAGGUACACAACAAAUUGAGAAUUCACUUUCAUGUUUCAUUUUGCAUGUUUUCAACUGUUCUGGAUGUGAUUCGAAUAAUCCAUUGUGUGGUGUUUAUCUGUUCUAUUGAAGAGGAUGACUUAUCUACGUACCUACAGAGAUGACCACAUUUGAUGUUUCAUUUAUUGUCAAAAAAUAUUGAAUUAUUUAACAAUUUGUCACAGUAUUUGCUUAACAAUAAAAGAAAUUACUAAUUUGCGUCAAAUGUGCUUUCAUUCUGUAAGUUGAUUUAAAAAGGCAAAAACUACAGACAAGUACAGGUUUGAUUUUUGAUUUGAAUAAGACAACAAAUGAUAGUUUAACAAUCACAGGGGUGCUAUAAUAUUUAAUUCUAUUUUAAAUGCUCACUAAGAAAAACUCAAUUUUAAGCCACUCAUGAAAUCCCUGUUACUUCUUUGAAAUACAAAUAGAAGUGUGGAAGGUCACCUGAAAGCCUUCAGAUGUGGAGGACAAAGGGGACAAGCAGUAAAAUCCUUUUAGUUUUGAGUUGCUUGAUUGUUAAUUAAAUGUAUAUGUAUGAACUGUUUAUGUGAUUGAAUGAAUUGUGUAUCUAGGUAUGUUGAAGCACCUUCGAGUGGCUGAUACUAGUUAAAAAACGACACUUUAACAAAUGGUGUAGGAUAAUUAUCAACACAGCUUAUAUUAAAUACCUUAAUAUUUGAGAUACUUGUUGAAAAGAUAGUAUCAAAUUUGAUCUUAAUGCAUUUGGAAAAAAUGAUGAUGUGAAUGUCAUUUAUUGUGACAUUAAUUUGAUCAACAAGUUGCUGAUACAUGUAACUUUACCGGAGAAUUAAUUAAUAAAGGCAAUUAAAAGAAAACGAACGCAGGUCCACAACCAAAUAUUGUUUACGGAUAAUAAAACAUGAUAUAAUGGUAUAGAAACACAUUGAUUUCAGAACCAAUGCCAAUGGAAACAUUUCAACACUGCAAUAUUCAAAUCGCAAAUAUUUCAAAACACAAAAAAAUCCCAUCUUACAGUAUAGUAUAUUAUAUAGUUGUUAACUUAACGUCCAAACUAUAACCUUUUAUGACAUACCUGGUGAUUCUCUAAUAGUGAUACAGCCAGUUUUCAAGCCAUACAAUACCUAUACUAGGUCCUUUAAUUAUUUUGCAAUUUGAUAACAACCCAAGAUGUUGUAUCGCCCCAUUAACCAAUCUCCUUUUUGGAUGGAACCCAUUCGUUGUAACCCAAUAAUGAAAUCCACAAAUUGAAUCAAGAAUAGGUUUGCUCAACAUUUUAACAGCUGUUCCAUCCUUGACUGUACAUGUAUUGUUGUAUGGUUCAGUAAGCAUUACUCUUUGAAGGAGAUAUUGUUCUAUUUUGUGAAUAGAACAUUUUACACCACUGUUCCAUCCUUGACUGUACAUGUAUUGUUGUAUGGUUAAAGUUUCUGGGAAGCAAAUUCAAUAUUCAUAUGGUAAUGAUUUUCAGUUAACAUGAUGUGCAUUUCAAGAAUUAAGGUAUAUGAUUAUCAAUUAGUUACUGACUUUUGUUGUCGAGCUAAUAUUUGGAUAUAUGGAUUUCUCGUUUUGAUUUCUCGUUGUCGACGUCAUACCAUUAGUCUUCAACUACUACUGAUGAUUCUAAGAAUGGACCCACAUAUGCAACAAAAUAAAAAUUCUUCAUUGUUAUAUUAGAUGCUGAAUAAAGUUUAAAUAAUUAAACAAGAUCUUUUGUAGAUAACAGUUCUACUAAUUUACAAUUAAAUGCUAUACUCUGGGCAUUAGUUGUGAAUUUAAUCGGUAUUAAACGUUGGCCAGUAUAAGACCAAUGGAAGGUAAAUUUGUACUCACACUUGUACAUUACUGGUUUUGUAUGUUCAUCAUAAUUGUCAAUCAAUAUGAUCAUGCAUAGGUUCGAUUUUAACAGACAACAGCAUAUGAUUGUGUCCUUGUACAAGACACUAAACUUUACUUGCUUAACUUCACCUGCCUGGAGGGGAGUAUAAAAUGGUCUUGGUUGGGUAGUGCUGUGUCUGAUGUAUUUAGCAUUCAAAUAUGGUCUUGACUGGGUACUGCAGUGUCUGUGGUGUUGCCAGCAUUCAAAUGGUAUGACAUUAUAAAUGAGCCAUUUAAAUUAGACUGACAUACUUUUAAGUAGUACAUGCACAAACCCUCACACAUAAAAGUAAGGGGGUCAUGUUGCUGGAAGUGCUUUAUUAAGACUGAUACCCACUCUCUAGAUAAUAAAUUGUGAAUGCAUGAUUCUGUCAUUGUUUCUAAAUAUAUAUUUUUCUUUGUGUGAAUAAAGCAUUUGACAAACUCUUAUAUGUUGAUACAUGUAUUUUAAUGAAAACAAGAUCAUGCAGUUACAUCUUGACAGUUAUGUAACUAUUUUAUUUCCAUAUUUAAAUUUUGGUUUUUGAACAUUAAGUGUGUUUCAAUAUAUACCGGUAUUGAAGAAUGAAGAAUCUCCUAGAAGAGAUGAAAGUACUAAAGACUCGUUAAAUUGUUGAGAAUUUUUCUUUUUAUAAUACCGGUAUUGGUAUAUAUAUAUAUUAAAAAUUCUGUUGCUGUGUUUUCAUGUGUUAAUGAACAUUACAAUAAUGAUCAAAUUAAGAUAAGAAAAUCUUUUAAAUAUAUCCCCAAAUUUUAUAUUUUGACAUGUAUGUCCAGCUUGCUUAAUAAGUUUAUCUAACAUGAAUUGAAUUACAUUGUGAUAUCUUAGUUAUUUUGAAAUUCAAUUUAGAAUCCAUCUAAAGGCAGGAUCCUUAUGCACUAUUAAGAUGUGAUUUAUAUAAAGUAAGAACAUUUUCACAUGUACUUGUGGCCUUCUAAUACCUUAUGAUGGUUAUGAAUGAUCUUGAUGGAAAUAAAAAUAAAAUUUCUAAAACACA
Mizuhopecten yessoensis (Yesso scallop) is the source of this 8317-nucleotide messenger RNA. Its product is annotated as E3 ubiquitin-protein ligase mind-bomb-like. The coding region runs from base 181 to 3222 and encodes 1013 amino acids. Gene Ontology annotation, biological process: protein ubiquitination. NCBI's taxonomy places the organism in Eukaryota, Metazoa, Mollusca, Bivalvia, Pectinida, Pectinidae. Gene Ontology annotation, molecular function: ubiquitin-protein transferase activity; protein binding; zinc ion binding. Gene Ontology annotation, cellular component: cytoplasm. The transcript has 19 exons. The record is from RefSeq and is a predicted model, not a curated record.